AUGUCGAACAAAGCGAACGUGAUGAGCAAUCGUGAGUACGAUGCAUUCCUUAAAGAGCAAAAAGCGGGUGCAUUCAAGCUAUGCGAUCCUGUCGUGCGUGAAUUUGUCGAGUGCUCUAAAGGACGGGCGCAGAACAAGAAGAUGUAUGAUUGUCUUCAGUACCACGACGAGACGCUAAAAGAAGCGGAGAAAGCGUACCUUGCACGGACCCGUGUUGAUGGCAAGCGUAUAAUGUAG
This is a messenger RNA of Malassezia vespertilionis, 237 nucleotides long. RefSeq lists its product as uncharacterized. Lineage: Eukaryota; Fungi; Basidiomycota; Malasseziomycetes; Malasseziales; Malasseziaceae. The coding region runs from base 1 to 237 and encodes 78 amino acids. The record is from RefSeq and is a predicted model, not a curated record. The transcript has 4 exons.